Molecule: messenger RNA, 1368 nt
Organism: Rattus rattus (black rat)
Lineage: Eukaryota; Metazoa; Chordata; Mammalia; Rodentia; Muridae
Gene: Glt8d2
Product: glycosyltransferase 8 domain containing 2
Exons: 9
Coding region: 17-1066 (349 amino acids)
Cellular component (GO): Golgi apparatus
Molecular function (GO): glycosyltransferase activity
Source: RefSeq, a predicted model, not a curated record
AUCCAGGUGGAUACACAUGGCUCUUCUACGCAAAAUUAAUCAAGUGCUGCUGUUUCUUCUGGUCCUGACGCUCUGUGGGAUUCUGUACAAGAAAGUUCGUAAGGGAGCUGUACUUAAGAAUGAAGCAGAUGAUGAUUCUGAGUCACCCGAGGACGUGGAAGAGGAGAUUCCAGUGGUGAUCUGUGCGGCUGCGGGGAGAAUGGGUGCAGCCAUGGCGGCCAUUAAUAGCAUCUACAGCAACACUGACGCCAACAUUGUGUUCUAUGUAGUUGGACUACGGAACACUCUGUCUCGAAUACGACAAUGGAUCGAACAUUCUAAACUGAAAGAAAUAAACUUCAAGAUUGUGGAGUUCAAUCCUAUAGUCCUCAAGGGGAAGAUUAGACCAGACUCAUCAAGGCCUGAACUGCUCCAGCCCCUGAACUUUGUUCGGUUUUAUCUCCCUCUGCUUGUCCAUCAGCAUGAGAAAGUCAUCUAUUUGGACGAUGAUGUCAUCGUACAAGGCGACAUCCAGGAACUGUACGACACCACCUUGGCUCUGGGCCAUGCAGCGGCCUUCUCAGAUGACUGUGAUUUGCCCUCUGCUCAAGACAUCCACCGCCUUGUGGGGCUACAGAACACAUACAUGGGCUAUCUCGACUACCGGAAGAAGAGCAUAAAGGAGCUUGGCAUCAGCCCCAGCACCUGCUCGUUCAACCCUGGUGUCAUUGUCGCCAACAUGACCGAAUGGAAACACCAGCGCAUUACCAAACAGCUGGAAAAAUGGAUGCAAAAGAACGUGGAGGAAAACCUCUACAGCAGCUCCUUGGGCGGAGGCGUGGCGACCUCCCCCAUGCUGAUUGUGUUUCACGGAAAGUAUUCCACCAUCAACCCGCUGUGGCACAUAAGGCACCUCGGCUGGAACCCGGAUGCGAGAUAUUCGGAGCGCUUUCUGCAGGAGGCUAAACUGCUCCACUGGAACGGAAGACACAAACCCUGGGACUUUCCGAGCGUCCACAAUGACUUAUGGGAGAGCUGGUUUGUUCCUGAUCCUGCAGGGAUCUUUAGACUGAAUCACAAUAGAUGAGAGACUCUCAACAGCUAGAAUACUCCCUGGAUACAAAUGGAACGGCCUUUGUACCCUGCAACACCGUUCUUUACGGGAACACUUCUGAUAUACGUGACCUACAGUGUAAGAAACAAAACUACUGUGUACAAUUAGAACCAUGGCCCUCACACACAGACUUAACCUCCUGAAGUUCAGAUGAGACUUAGGAGCAGCCCUACUCACUCUUCUCUGUGUUUUGAGACAGGGUCUCACUAUGUAUCCCAGGUCUCGGCCUGAAUGAAAACUUUUUCUGAAAACUUUCAAAAUCUCUCGAUUUCUUA